GGGAACCAUGCAGCGCUGUGGAGCGGUGCCCUGCUGGUCCCAGUCCCAGAACAGACGCAGCGGAGGCGCCCUCGCCACCCUCUUGCUGACAGUGUACACAAUCCUCUCAAAGGUGCACUCUGAUCGGAAUGUGUACCCUUCUGCUGGAGUGCUGUUUGUUCACGUUUUGGAGAGGGAGUACUUUAAGGGGGAGUUUCCACCUUAUCCAAAGCCUGGUGAGAUAAACAAUGACCCUAUAACAUUUAACACAAACCUAAUGGGGUACCCUGAUAGACCUGGUUGGCUACGAUAUAUUCAGAGAACACCAUACAGUGAUGGAGUGCUGUAUGGAUCACCAACUAUAGAAAACGUGGGAAGACCAACCAUAAUUGAGAUCACUGCUUAUAACAGGCGUACCUUUGAGACUGCAAGACAUAAUUUGGUUAUUAAUAUAAUGUCAUCAGAAGAUUUUCCUUUCCCAUAUCAAGCAGAAUUCUAUAUUAAAAACAUGAAUGUAGAGGAAAUGUUGGCAAGUGAAGUUCUUGGAGACUUCCUUGGAGCUGUGAAAAAUGUGUGGCAGCCGGAGCGUCUGAAUGCCAUAAACAUCACCUCAGCUCUUGACAGGGGAGGCAGAGUCCCACUUCCUAUUAAUGACAUGAAAGAAGGUGUCUAUGUUAUGGUUGGUGCAGAUGUUACAUUCUCCUCCUGCUUACGGGAAGUCGAAAAUCCACAAAAUCAGCUGAGAUGCAGUCAAGAAAUGGAACCUGUAAUAACUUGCGAUAAAAAGUUUCGCACUCAGUUUCACAUAGACUGGUGUAAAAUCUCUUUGGUUGAUAAAACACAGCAUGUUUCUACCUAUAAAGAAGUGAUCCGUGGAGAAGGCAUAUUGCCAGAUGGCGGCGAAUACAAGCCACCUUCUGAAAAUCUGAAAAGCCGAGAUUAUUAUUCAGAUUUCCUCAUUACGUUAGCAGUCCCGUCUGCGAUUGCAUUGGUGCUUUUUCUAAUACUUGCAUAUAUUAUGUGCUGCCGAAGGGAAGGAGUGGAAAAGAGAAACAUGCAAACACCAGACAUCCAGUUGGUCCACCACAGUGCAAUUCAGAAAUCCACAAAAGAACUUCGAGAAAUGUCAAAAAACCGAGAGAUAGCUUGGCCUCUCUCAACACUUCCCGUGUUUCAUCCGGUCACUGGUGAGAUUGUGCCACCUGUUCACCCGGACAGCUAUGACAAUACUAGCAUGCCACUGAUGCAAACACAGCAGAACCUGCCACAUCAGACUCAGAUUCCACAGCAGCAAACAGAAGGAGAAUUUCGAAUGACAACAUUCCAAAGAUUGGAGGCAAGUAUUACCUCAGUCCUGUUUUGCUUUCCAGCUGUCAAAAACCACUGAAUAAAAACUUUAAUUUCAUGUUUAUUCCAGAUUUGAUCUAGUCACUAUGCAAAUAGGCAUUUUAAGGCUUGCAUAGCAGUUGUAAUGAUCUCUGAAGUUCUAAUAUAAGGAUUUCUCAUUUAAGACUGAGCAAAGCUGGUUCCAGAUUCUCUAUUUAUAUCUUAUCAGCACAUUCAGU
Messenger RNA from Elgaria multicarinata webbii, 1544 nucleotides. It is a transcript of the gene SGCE, whose product is annotated as sarcoglycan epsilon. NCBI's taxonomy places the organism in Eukaryota, Metazoa, Chordata, Lepidosauria, Squamata, Anguidae. The record is from RefSeq and is a predicted model, not a curated record. Gene Ontology annotation, cellular component: sarcoglycan complex; membrane. The transcript has 11 exons. Bases 8 to 1366 code for a protein of 452 amino acids.